Messenger RNA from Chrysoperla carnea, 869 nucleotides. RefSeq names its product RWD domain-containing protein 1. The record is from RefSeq and is a predicted model, not a curated record. The coding region runs from base 101 to 835 and encodes 244 amino acids. The transcript has 5 exons. Gene Ontology annotation, molecular function: protein binding. Gene Ontology annotation, biological process: cytoplasmic translation. Lineage: Eukaryota; Metazoa; Arthropoda; Insecta; Neuroptera; Chrysopidae.
GCUUAUUUUUGGAAUUUAAAAAUCAGUUGUCAGAAUUUUCAAAACACGACUAUUAACCUAUUACGCUCCAUGCUACCGAGUAAAGUUUUUUCAAAUAGAAAUGGAUUAUAAAGAGGAGCAAAACGGUGAAAUCGAAGCUUUGGAAUCGAUUUACUAUGGAGAUGUAGAAAUAAUCGAGACGGAGCCAUUCCAUAAGUUUAAUAUUCCGAUUAAAACUGAGGAAUUUGAAAGUGGAGAGGAUAGUGGUAUGAUGUGUGUUUUACAAUUUACAUACACAGCAAAAUAUCCCGAAGAAGCUCCGAUAAUCGAAAUUGAUGAUGCUGAAAAUUUCGAAGAAGAUGAUCAAUUAAAACUUAUUGAAUAUUUAAAAGAGCAGGUUGACGAAAAUUUGGGUAUGGUAAUGGUUUUUACUUUAGUAUCAGCCGGUCAAGAAUGGUUGAAUGUAAAAUGGGACGGUAUUAAAAAAGAACGGGAAGAAAAUGCGCUUAAAAAAAUUAAAGAAGAGGAAGAAGCUGAAAGGAAACGUUUUGAUGGUACACGUGUUACAGUGGAAACUUUCAUGAAAUGGAAAACACAAUUUGAAAUUGAUAUGGGAAUUGCUAAGAAACGUGAAGCAGAGGCUAAAGAUGGUAAAAAAUUGACGGGGCGAGAAUUAUUUAUGACUGAUAAAACACUUAAUGAAUCUGAUUUGAAAUUCCUUGAUGAUGGAGCUAAUGUCAAAGUUGAUGAAUCAUUAUUCCAAGAUUUAGAUGAUUUGGACUUAGAUGAAGAAGACGAUGAAGAUUUUGAUCCAUACGAUGAAGAUGGCAGUGAAUGCAGUGAUGAUAGUUCAUGAAAAUUUAUUUUUAAGUUGUAUAAAGAUUUUUUAA